AUGGAGGUCCUUCGUACAGCCCCCGAUACAUCAUCCUUCGUCCCUAUCGCCGAGCACCAGUCCCGCACACCGGCCUCGUUCCACGAUGGUCCUACAGUCCUACACUACCACAGCCAGAGCUGCAAAGUCGUCAUUCUCGAGCGCGACCUCGUCGCUACCCCUGCGCUGAACGCCCUGCGCGGCGAAAAUGCCACAAAUGGAUCAACCGUAACCGAGGAGGAGGAGAAAGAGGUUGCUAUUGACAACGUCGAGACCUGGGUGACGUCCGAUAAAUUCCUUCUCUUUUCCUCCUCCGCCUCAACGGGCGUCUCAAUCCCCUACCCUUCCAUCUCCCUCCACGCAAUCCAGCGCCUGCGCGUACCGGGUGCCUCCGAUGACGAAGUGCAAGGACUGUACAUGCAGAUUGCGACACCGAGCGCACCCUCCGGAGAAGACGAUGAAGAAGAAUGCAUUACAAUGACCGUUGUGCUGCCCUCCGACGCGACAACCAGCACAGCCUCCGACGAACUCUCCGACGAGCCUGAGGAGAGCCCCAUUCAAACCCUGUACAAUGCCGUGUCAGCUUGUUCGAACCUACACCCCGACCCCGUUGAGCCGGGUGAUGAGGAUGACGAGGAGGGUGCGAAGUUCUUCACAGCCGAUGGUGCGGAACCUUCGUUUUUCCAGCUUGGCGAGGGAAUGACGGGCUCUGAGAAUGGGGGGUUGCCGCCUCCCGUUGAUGGAAGCUCUGGGUGGAUUACGGCGGAGAAUAUGGAUCAAUUCUUUGAUGAAGAGGGCAAUUGGAUUGCUGGAGGUGAGCCGCCAUCUCUCCCGCUUGGGCCUGGGGCUGGAAAUGUGCAUUCUCGGGAGAAUGAGGAUGAGGAUGGGGAGCAGGAUGGGAAAGAGGGUGCGGAUGAUGAUGAGACUAAGUGGAGAAGAACUGAGUGA
This is a messenger RNA of Penicillium waksmanii, 927 nucleotides long. RefSeq names its product Voldacs domain-containing protein. Lineage: Eukaryota; Fungi; Ascomycota; Eurotiomycetes; Eurotiales; Aspergillaceae. Bases 1 to 927 code for a protein of 308 amino acids. The record is from RefSeq and is a predicted model, not a curated record. The transcript has 2 exons. Gene Ontology annotation, cellular component: cytosol; spliceosomal complex. Gene Ontology annotation, biological process: mRNA cis splicing, via spliceosome.